AGUGUGUUUUCGUCCUCUCGGGAGCUUGUUAGGGCCCAAGUCAACAUUUCAUAGCAGAACGACUCUGGAAUAACUCUAUCUGUGGAAAGUUCCUCCUUCUCAGUCUCUCGCGGCCCCUGGUUAAUUUGGCCCUGAGCCUUGGAACAUGCCAAUUCAUCGGCACAUCAAAAAUGUGGUCCACAACUAUACGGACGCGGAAAGGAAGGUUCGGGAGGCUACGUCCAAUGAUCCUUGGGGCCCGAGCAGUACGCUGAUGGCGGAAAUCGCUGACAAGACGCACAAUGUAAUGGCAUUCACAGAAAUAAUGCAAAUGAUUUGGCGACGACUGAACGACAAAAGCAAAAACUGGCGUCAUGUGUAUAAGGCAUUGGUGCUUUUGGAGUAUAUAAUCAAAACAGGAAGCGAUAAAGUUGCAACGCAAUGUAGAGAAAAUAUUCAUUCAAUUGAGACUCUGCAAGAUUUCGAAUAUUUCGAAGACGGUAAGGACCACGGCCAUAACGUUCGGGCCAAGGCUCGUCUGCUUAGUGGUUUGCUCAGGGACGAGGAACGGCUGCAUGAAGAACGUACUAAGGCCUUGCUUGCUCGUGAUCGCCUGAUGCAUGGUGGACUCGGAACCACCACAACCCCGGCUACCGGGUCCCUUUUCGGUUCAACCCUGGGCACUCGAGGAGGCUCGUUUCCAUCCUCCACGUAUCCCAAGGCGGCCUAUCUUGAGGAGCGAUCACCCGUACCAAUACAUUCAAAACCCCUGUAUGCAUCCAGUACAAAUGAAUUAGACUCUGUGAUGCCCCAGUCAAUUGGUGAGGAGCAGCUGCAACUUCAGCUGGCUAUUGCUAUCAGCAAGGAGGAACACGAACGUGAGGAACGACGCCGUCGCACUGAGGAAGCGAAGGAAGAAGCCAAGGUGCAAAUGGUCCUGGAGCAAAGUAGGCGAGAAGAGCAGGGUUUAGAUCGACGACAGUCACAGGUGACGGUGAGUAACAACAAUGCCGCUUCAACUUCUGUGACUUCAACUUCCACGCCUGGAGGUGGGCUGUUCAGUUUGGUCGACACGUCUUUGUCUGCUGCACCAGCACACGUUCCUGACCCAUGGUCUUCUCCACUUGGGGCCCUAGAGUCCUCCACGUCUAGCGCAGUUCCAACCACAACUCCCACUGUUACGUCCUCAGCACUGCCCGUUCAACAGAGCCUCCCUCCGUUCUCGAGUGACCCUUCCGCUACCGUGAGCAGCUCUAUACCGAUCGAAGAUCCAUGGAGCAGCACCGCUCCCAAUACACAGCCUCCCCAGUCUAACUCUGCCUGGUCGGUCGAAAUCCCUGCGUCAUCAACUGCCAUUCCAACGGUCAGUGCGGAUCCGUUCGACUUCCUUGGUAACCAUAAGCCAGUUGCGAGCACAUCCACAAAUGGCGUUCACCCCCCGUCGGGCGUUGACAAUAGCUUGAAGGAAAACGAGGCACGACGUCGCACUCCAGCCGAUUUCUUAGGUGAACACCAAGGUUUAGUAGAUCUAGAGAAGCUUAUUGAGGUCAACCCAACUUCCACCAAUCCGUUUGCCACUGGACUUCGACCACUCACCAGCGGACCUUCAGCCAAUCCGUUUUUGGCCAAUCAACCUGUGAAGCCAUCUUUGAAUCAGAUGGCUCCGGCGCUUGCACUAACCGGUCCGAGGGAUCCACCUGUUGUUGCUACAGACCCGCGGUUCGGUGUAGGAGAAUUGAUGCAGUUAACUAGGCAUUUCGCGGAUUGUGAAACAACCGAUAUCGUUACAAGUAACAUCGUCGCACAGCCGUUUCAAGAUCCUGCUUUCAAGGUGCACGCAUUCCCAGUCACUACUUCAUCUAACAAUGGAAAUAGCACAGAACCUGCCCGAAAACGUGUCAAACCCGACGAUCUGACGCCUUCUACAACGACGUAUGCGUAUUACUUUCAGACUUAUCAACCGAGUCGCAAGGUUGACAGGGAGAAAUGUGCGACGCUCGGAGUUCCGAGAUCCGUUUAUGAAUCGCCUUUAGUACGCGAUCUACUUGAUGGGAAGAGUAUCACCUUAGACAACGGUAUCGUACUCCAACCGGAUGAAGUGACGUCGCCGGCUCCAUUCACUCCUAAUUUUCUAGUUCUCGACUGCCCAACAGAGGACUUUAUCCCAGCAUUGAGUGAGAACGAGGCCCUAUUAUCCACCUUAGGACAUAAACCCGAAGACGAACCCGCACUCUACCCUGGCCUCUCCUUCAUUGUUCACAUUGUUCCACAAGGCAUGUUCUCCUCGGAGGUCUAUCAGAAAUUUGUCCAAAAACUCACCAAAGUGGCCACUGAGAGCUUCCGUCCUGACGAACUACCUGCGUGUCAACUGCCCAGUUCUCAGCAGGCCACGCACUCUAUUCACCAUCUGGUACUUGACGGCAGUGGUUGCAUUCCACCGCUUUCAGGUCUCUACUCACAGUCAACCAUUCUGCAUCAUUUCUUCGAUCGCGACGUCUACCCACUUUUGUACGACUGUCGAUUACCUCACCGUCUUCAGGAAAUUCAUAGUGCGAUGUCCCAGACACCUGAUCCUAACGCCUCCGUUGUAUAUGGACAACCACGGCUACAGUACAGAAUACGCCCGUGGGCUGGAUUUACAAAUCUUCCGUAUGAAACUCUGGAUUCGGAGCGUUUAUUGGAUGAGACCUUUGAUCCUCUCUACGUCACUCGUGAAGAAGCUGAAAUACGGUUUUCCGAGAUGCUGAAUUCAAUUCCCGUGGACCUGCUACCCAAAGAGCGACAUUCAUCCACCAAUCAUGGAUCUGGCGGUGACGCACCAGGUAUUCUUCCGUAUGAAACUCUGGAUUCGGAGCGUUUAUUGAAUGAGACCUUUGAUCCUCUCUACGUCACUCGUGAAGAAGCUGAAAUACGGUUUUCCGAGAUGCUGAAUUCAAUUCCCGUGGACCUGCUACCCAAAGAGCGACAUUCAUCCACUAAUCAUGGAUCUGGCGGUGACGCACCAGCAACUUCAGUAGAGGAUGCCUAUCCGGAAAUCACAUUCUUGGGUACAGCAUCCUCAUCUCCAAACAAAUACCGUAAUAUCAGCUGCAUUCUCGUACAGCUCAACACUCUACACUUCCCACUCACUGUUGUCAUUUCAGCAACUUCAGUAGAGGAUGCCUAUCCGGAAAUCACAUUCUUGGGUACAGCAUCCUCAUCUCCAAACAAAUACCGUAAUAUCAGCUGCAUUCUCGUACAGCUCAACCCGGACGACUACAUCAUGUUGGACUGCGGUGAGGGCAGCUUGAAUCAGCUUUGCGCGCUGCACGGUGCCGAUGGAGCUGCAAAUAUCUUGCGACGACUGCGGCUCAUUUUGAUCACACAUAUGCAUGCCGAUCACCACGGGGGUGUCUUCACAGUUGCUCUGGCUCGAUCUCGUGCCCUCCAGUCGGAGAAUCUCCCUAACCUAGACGUUGGUCGCCCCACUUUACCAAUUCUGGCCCCUGCGGCGUUCGCUCGUUGGAUGACUAGUUUCGGCGAACUUUUCCCACACGGCCCUACGAUCUCCCUGUACAUUAUUCCCCGUCUGUACGAGUCUUGCCCGCCCGAUUUAAGGCCGCCCAUUUGUCCACUCCGAGCAGACGGCCCCUAUGUGGCUGAAUGGACCUCUCUACUUGAAAGUUUGAAACUAGAGGUCUAUCCAAUCAAAGUUCCCCACACUAAUACUUCGUGGGCUUACAAACUUUGUGGCCAACGCUUUGGUUCUGUGGACAAUGAGCAUACUGAUACUGAAAAACAACACCAUCCUCUUAAAUGGAGUCUCGUCUAUUCGGGUGACACACCCGAAUGUCCUGAAUUAGCCGAGGCAGGUCGUCCGUGUGAUCUGCUCAUUCAUGAAGCCACAAUGAUUGAUGAACAUCAAGACUUAGCGGAUAAAACAAAACACAGCACCUUUAGUACUGCCAUUCGAAUAGGCAAGGAAAUGGAAGCUGCGGCGAUCAUGCUCACUCACUUCAGUCAACGUUAUGGACGAUUGCCGUCGAUUGACGAAUUUCGACCCAACGUCGCCGUUGCAUUCGACUUCUUGAAGUUCAGAUUCAGUGAUUUGCCACGGCUAUCGUACUAUGUGCCCUAUUAUAAGUAUGCCUUCGGGAAGCAUUGGGAUACAAUACAGGCUAAGACAGAAGCCUACUCGUGGCGCAAGAUCCGCCAGUCACAACAACAGAAUCUGGAAGAUGGCACGGUGACGGCAACUUCAAUCGACGCGGAAGGGCAACGAGGACCAGAUAAAAAGGAGUCGAAGUUAACGUUCGACCUGGAAACAGACAGGGGAGGAUGGCCGGAUGGUGUAUUGGGUAUGAGGCAGUUUGUAUAUGAAUUUGGUUGGGAAUUUUGGAUAGUCCGUAUGGGAUCAAGUGAAGAAUAUGGCGGUGACUCGUUGUCAGUUGGGACUUCGAUAAGAUCAAAAUCUGCUGGAUCUACGGGAAAAUGUGAAGCUGACAACUCUUGUCCCGAAGCGUCCCAUCUGAAACCACCCAUUGGGACAUCGUAA
Opisthorchis viverrini is the source of this 4513-nucleotide messenger RNA. RefSeq lists its product as hypothetical. The record is from RefSeq and is a predicted model, not a curated record. Lineage: Eukaryota; Metazoa; Platyhelminthes; Trematoda; Opisthorchiida; Opisthorchiidae. Gene Ontology annotation, cellular component: mitochondrion. Bases 146 to 4513 code for a protein of 1455 amino acids. The transcript has 24 exons. Gene Ontology annotation, biological process: mitochondrial tRNA 3'-end processing. Gene Ontology annotation, molecular function: 3'-tRNA processing endoribonuclease activity.